Messenger RNA from Lemur catta (Ring-tailed lemur), 1633 nucleotides. RefSeq names its product serine/threonine kinase 19 (gene WHR1). Lineage: Eukaryota; Metazoa; Chordata; Mammalia; Primates; Lemuridae. The annotation marks the transcript as partial. Gene Ontology annotation, biological process: positive regulation of Ras protein signal transduction; protein phosphorylation. Gene Ontology annotation, molecular function: protein serine/threonine kinase activity. The record is from RefSeq and is a predicted model, not a curated record. The transcript has 7 exons.
AGAGCCCAAGGGGGAUGCGAAGGUGGUUUUUCUGCUUUCGAUGAUGCGAUCAUUCGGCGACGCUGGCGGGCAAACCCCACCGGGGCAGGGGCGGGAGCGGGGGCGGUGCGAUCUUUACGCCUGGAGGUCGACCCCAACUAAGCCACGGCCGCGCGUCCGCACCGCCCACGUGUCCCCGGAAGUGAGUGGCGUCCGAAGGAGCCAAUCAGCGACAGGCGUGGGGCCGCACCCGGGCGAGGCGGAGCCGGUAUCCGCAUUGGCACCGCCCCUCCCGGCAAGGGCCUGAGAGCUGCCCAGUUGACGCCUGUUUCGUCAUCACGUCGUGGUACUUACACUGAGUCACAUAGUCUGGUAUACAGGGAGGGACGCCUGGAGGCGUCCAUACGUUACUGCCCUGCGCCGGAAGGCCGUAUUUCCACGUUCUCUUCCCUCACCCUCUACCCCUUCCCCGGUACCAUAAAAUCCCGGGGUAUGAGCCGGAAGAGGCAUCGCCUGGUCCCGGAGACCUUUGCACUGAAGAGGCGGCGGGAGCGAGGACCCGUAGAAUCGGAGCCUCUGGGGGGCGAGUCGGGGUCGGCGCGCGCGGCAGUCUCGGAGCUGGUGCGGCUGUUCCCGCGAGGCCUCUUUGAGGAUGCGCUGCCGCCCAUCGUGCUGAGGAGCCAGGUGUACAGCCUGGUGCCUGACCGGACGGUGGCCGACCGGCAGCUGAAGGAGCUUCAAGAGCAGGGGGAGAUCAGAAUUAUCCAGCUGGGCUUCGACUCGGAUGCCCACGGAAUUAUCUUCACCGAGGACUACAGGACCAGAGUCCUCAAGUCCUGUGAUGGCCGACUGUAUGCUGGGGCAGUGCAGAAGUUUCUGACUUUGGUGCUUCCAGCCUGCGGGGACCUUAGUUUCCAGCAGGACCAAAUGACACAGACCUUUGGCUUCAGGGACUCAGAGAUCACGCAUCUGGUGAAUGCUGGAGUAUUCAACGUCCGAGAUGCUGGGAGCUGGUGGCUAGCUGUGCCUGGAGCUGGGAGAUUCAUCAAGUACUUUGUUAAAGGGCGCCAGGCUGUCCUCGGCAUGGUCCGCAAGGCCAAGUACCGGGAGCUACUCCUAUCUGAGCUCCUGGGCCGGCGGGCGCCUGCCGCGGUGCGUCUUGGUCUUGCCUACCAUGUGCACGACCUCAUUGGGGCCCAGCUGGUGGACCGCAUCUCUACCACUUCUGGAACCCUCCUCCGCCUGCCAGAGACGUGAGGAUUCUGCUCAUCAUCGCACAGCUCCCCACAGCGGGCCGAGAGGGGCCCUGGGGUGCUUCCCGAUGGUGGCUGAGACAUGAUCACCUUGGGAAGGCUCGGGAGCCAGGAUGAGUGUCGGGUUCUUGUCCACGCAAAGGGUCAGAUGUGACUGCUGCUGUUUGCCUGGGCUCUGAGCCAGUGGUGGGUUUGGGCCAUGCUCCUCUGCCCUUCCGUGGAAGUGGAGCCAGAAAUGGUGCCAAGGCCGUGGCUGCUGCCUUUCAUGUAGAAAGGGGCUGCUGUGCCUCUGUCUUGAGAUAGGACAGUGAGAUUUCUGGGGAGGCUGGUGAAGGAGGACAGGGUUCUUUUCCCUACAUGUUGUGUUGAAAUUGCCAAAUAAAGUACUUCUGCCUGUGGUA